ACAAGAUGGUAAAUACUAAAUUCUGCAUCUAAACUGCAAUUAAACAAUUGGUGAAAAUAUAUUUAAAUUAUGUUUAUAAAUUAUAAUCCACGAUGUCUCACGGUUGUCAAUAGUAUCAUACAAAUUGUGAUAAAAACAAACAUUAUUUUUGCUCGUUCCAUUCGACGUUUAUCAAACAGAAGAGGUUUUAAAAUGGAAUCUAAUCUGAGUGGCGACACUGCGCUGGUAGCUAAUGUAAUAAUUAGCUGUAUUAUUUAUACGUCGACUGUUUUUAUCGUAUCGCUUGUGAUUAAACUAUCGUUAAGGACGUGCCAAGAUAGAUUGACGUUCGUAAACCACACAGACGAUGCAAAAUAUCAUCUGACAUCGUUGUCAAUGGAAAUCGUUGAAAUCACCGAACAGUAUUGUUACACGAUGAACAUCGGAAUAAUACUGAAGUUGUAUACAUUAUCGGGGAAUAUGGCCGUGGUGAUAUUAUUAAAACUGAUUUGUAAUUAUUUGAUAAAAUUAACGACAAAUUCGUGUUCGUAUUACGUUUUUCGUACAAAUUUAGUGUUCGUAGUUUAUCACACCAGCCCGUUGGCAUUGUCUGUCAUAACUAAAUUGCGCAACUAUAUUAUUCAACUUAUACGUCAUAGUAGACGAGAAAAUACAACGAGACCUCCGGAUGGACAUAUUAUUACCAACAAUUGCAAAAAGACAUUGCGUCACAUUAUUAAACAAGACCUGUAUAAAGGUGUAAAUGUCUUAAGAAGUAUAGUGGCAUUAAUCGCAUCUAGUUACAUUAGCAACAGGUGCACUUUGAUGCUAUGGUCCGUAGACAUGCUGAAUACGAAGAGAUCGUACUUCAAGACCCGGUGCACUAGGAAUUUAAAACGUGCGGACACGCUGAACGCGGCAACCGGAGAAGCUGUCAUCACUUUCGCGUACUUGGCCAUGCAGUUGGGUUUGCGGAAGGCGUGCAAGUGUUUACGUGUGUCCAAAAAUCUAUUGACUUCGUUUAUACUGAUGUACAUAAAUAUGACUGCAUUCCGAUACACCGGUGUGCUGAUGAAUCCAACUUACGCGACGGCUUUGGCGUACGGUUGUCCCGGACAAAUAAAUAGAGAUCAUUUCAUUGUUUUUUGGAUCGGUCCGAUCGUCGGUGCUCUCGUCUUUAAAGACGUCGUCAAAAUAACACAAAUUAUGUUUAAUAUAAUGCUGUGGCUAUCGAUUGAGGACUUGCAUAACUUUGGGACGUUAAAAACCUUGCACGCUAUAGUCGAUGAAAACGAACAAAAGAAAAAACUACGAUUUGGGUUACGAAAAGACGAACGGGGACCAAGUAAUGACGAACAAUUUAUAGAAGAAUACGUAUCGUUGGAAAAAAAAAUACAAAAGUUCAAACAGGAAGAAGAAGAAAUUGAUGCGAUUAUCGAGAAGUGUACGGCCGACGGAGAACAUACAGCGAUACGAAGAGAAAUGGAAAAAAACUAUGUAAACAAAUGGGAAAAGGCUAGAGUAGAAAAUUUCAAAUUUCAAUUUAAAUCUGAAGAAUUAGAAUUACAGAAAUACAUGGUAGAGUUACAGGCUAAAAUUAAAACAGAUCAAAUUGUAGACAAAGAAAACGAACAAUAUUUAGAUUAUAGUAUAAAGGAAUUAGAAAAACAAAUUGAGUAUUGGGAAUGUAAAUACAAAACUGAUACUAAGGAAACUGACGAAAAACUAGAAAACCUUAUUAUAACACUAGAAGAAAAAACCAAAGAAAUAGAAAGUUUGAAAAAAACAUUUAACGAGAGGCAGACUAUUAUCGAAGAACAUGCCGAAAAUAAGCAAAGAGUAGAAGAAGAGAAAACACGUAUCGAUCACAUGGAAAAAAUGGCUACGAAAAUUCAAGCGUGGUGGAGAGGUACUAUGGUUAGACGUCGCUUAGGUCCAUAUAAACAUUUAUCGGGACCUAGAAAGAAGAGUAUUAAGAAACCGUUAAUAAAUAAAGGGAAAAAACCAAAAAGCAAAUAAUAUAUAUAUAUAUCUAUAUAUUUAAAAGUAAAAAAUAGUUAGAGGUAUACCUCCAAACAAUGAUUAAUUUAUCUACGAGUAUAUCGCAACAUCUACAUCCUAUAGAGCCGUAAAAAUAAUUAUUGGAUAUUGUAAGAUUUUUAAAAUGUAAUGUUACCUUGAAUUUCAAUAAGACAAAUCUUAAGCAAUACCCAACUAAAUUUGAAAAUAAUAUCAACAGGUUUUGAUAAUAAAAAAAAAAGAUUUAUAAACGAUAUUUUAAUUAUAUGGUCCAAAUACACGGAGGUAUUUUAUCCAACCUUGUAACCAAGGUUUUGAUAAUAAGACUAGAACUGUGACUAGUACUAACCAACUAACCUAUAGUUAUUAAAAUAUAAAAAUACAACACAUUUUCAGAUUGCAUGUGUUCUCCCCUCCCCCUCAUAAAAAAGUAAGAGUAAAAACAAAAAAUCUCUAAAAUCCAUAUUUGUUCAAAAACAACAGAUUUUCUUUAAAGUUUUUCAGGCUAAUUGCAAGUCUAUACAUAAUAAGUAUAUCAAAAAAUACAAUUGUGUGCAGUACAAAAUUAA
Rhopalosiphum maidis (corn leaf aphid) is the source of this 2567-nucleotide messenger RNA. RefSeq lists its product as uncharacterized. NCBI's taxonomy places the organism in Eukaryota, Metazoa, Arthropoda, Insecta, Hemiptera, Aphididae. The record is from RefSeq and is a predicted model, not a curated record. The transcript has 11 exons. Bases 70 to 1998 code for a protein of 642 amino acids. Gene Ontology annotation, cellular component: membrane; cytoplasm; motile cilium. Gene Ontology annotation, biological process: cilium organization; transmembrane transport. Gene Ontology annotation, molecular function: protein binding; channel activity.